CUGAAUCGUAUUGUUUGCAAGUCGAUACAAACAAACGUUUUUAAAAUAAUUUAUCGAAUAAUUUUCCAACAAAAAAGACAAUGUUAUUAAAAUUUGACAUUUGGAGUGUUGCUCUAAAGUUAUUGGUGUUCUAUCGGUGUUCUGGUUGGUGAUUAUGAUACAAUUAAUUGGACGUCAUUGCCUGUGGUGAAGGUGAUCACCCCCGUAGUGUCGCUCUCUGUGGUAUCUUAACCACUUCGUUCGUUCCUAGCGUCCAAAAUAACACAGAGAAAAUCCGAGCAAUAUGAUGUGGGAUUCGGCAACUUUUCUGGGAGCGCUCACGCCCAAAUUCUACGUGGCGCUGACCGGCACCUCGUCGCUGAUAUCGGGGUUGAUUCUGAUAUUCGAGUGGUGGUACUUCCGCAAGUACGGCACGUCGUUCAUCGAGCAGGUGUCGCUGGCGCACCUGGGCCCGUGGCUGGGCGGCGGCGAGGCGGACGGCGGCGCGGCGGGCGAGUGCAAGGUGUGGCGCAACCCGCUGGCGCUGCUGCGCGGCGCCGAGUACGGGCGCCUGUGGACGGCCGCGCGCCGCGCGCCGCUCACCUACUACGACAUGAACCUGUCCGCGCAGGACCACCAGGCCUGGUUCUCGUGCGGGGCGGAGGGCCCAGCCGAGGAGGCGAUGGCGCGCGCGUGGCGCGAGCGCGAGCCGGCGGCGCGGGUGGCGGCGGCGCGCGCGGCGCUGGCGCUGCGGCCCGACUGCGCCGCCGCGCUGCUGCUGCUGGCCGAGGAGGACGCGCCCACCGUGCAGGAGGCGGAGCGCGUGCUGAAGCGCGCGUGGCGCGCGGCAGAGACGGCGUGGCGCGCGCACGCGGCGCUGGGCGGCGGCGCGUGCGCGCGGCGGGACGCGGCGCUGCUGGCGCACAUCAAGCGGCGCGCCGCCAUGUGCGCGCGCCGCCUGGGCCGCCUGCGCGACGCCGCGCGCCUGUUCCGCGAGCUCGCGCGCGACGCGCCGCCCGCGCUGCACGCGCUCGCGCUGCACGAGAACCUCAUCGAGGUGCUGCUGGAGCAGCGCGCCUACGCGGACGUGUCGGCGCUGGUGGCGCGCCACGCCGACGCCGGCGGCCCGCGCUCCGCCGCGCUGCUGUACACGGCCGCCUUAUUACGCGCGCGCGCCGCCGCCGCCGCCCCGCCGCGCUCGCCGCAGGAGCUGCUCGCGCUCGAGGCCAUCCGGCGCGCGAUCGAGUUCAACCCGUACGUGCCCGAGUACCUGCUGGAGCUGCGCGCGCUGACGCUGCCGCCGGAGCACGUGCUGAAGCGCGGCGACAGCGAGGCGGUGGCGUACGCGUUCUUCCACCUGCGGCACUGGCGGCACGCGGACGGCGCGCUGCGGCUGCUGGGCGCGGCGUGGCGCGCGGCGGAGCGGUCGGCGCGCGCGGCGCUGGCGGCGGCGCCGCGGCACGGCUGCGUGCGCUGCGCCGACCGCGAGCUGCUGCCGGCGCACCACGCGGCGGCGGGCGGCGGGCGGCGCGCGCCGGCGCUGCUCCCGCUGGCGGCGGCGCUGUGCGCGCUGACGGCGCUGCUGGCGCUGCUGGCGCACCGCUGGCCCGCGCACGCGCACGCCGCCGCGCGCGCCGCCGCCGCCGCCGCCGCCGGCCUGCACCCCGCGCGCCUGCACGCGCUGCUCGCCGCCGUCUGA
Ostrinia nubilalis (European corn borer) is the source of this 1678-nucleotide messenger RNA. Its product is annotated as protein ST7 homolog. The coding region runs from base 284 to 1678 and encodes 464 amino acids. NCBI's taxonomy places the organism in Eukaryota, Metazoa, Arthropoda, Insecta, Lepidoptera, Crambidae. The transcript is spliced from 5 exons. The record is from RefSeq and is a predicted model, not a curated record.